AUUUAAAUGGAGAAGAGACCAGUGCUUGUAAAAAAGAAUUAUAGUAAUGAUUCUAUUAACUAUACACAUCUCUGAACUGAAAUGAACAAGAUCGAGUUUGAGAUAGUUUUAGCCAAGAACGAAGGGCACUGAGAGAUCCUCCAGAUUAAUGACCAGAAACAAAUGAGUCAGCACCUCAUCUACGAAAUUCCUUCCAAAGUGGUAGUUCCUCUAAAAAUGGCUGGCUUAGGUGAGAGACAGACAUAUACUCUUGAAAUGGAUGGAAAUCUUAGAAUAUUUGAAAUACUAUUCCAGUUCUAUGAGUCUUCAUUAAUCUACAAAAUGUCUUCCAGUCAUCACUUUAAUGAUAGCACUUUGAUUGAAGACUUAGUUCUUGUUAUCCAGAUUUCAGAGCUUCUUGACCUUAACCAAAUAGUUGAUGAUCUCUUAGUAAAUACUCUUGACCCAAAUGUGAGUGAGAAAAACUGCCUAUACUUAGUGGAUAAAUUCUAUUAUUUGCUCAACAGUAGGCAGCUUGGAGAUACAAGUGGGAUAUUCUUUGAGUCGUUUGCUAAAAUUCUUGACUUUUGCUCCUUUAACUUGAAGCACUUACUAAAACAUUGCAGAGAGACAUGAAAUCAGAUUUUUCAUCACAAGCCAGAUUUAAUGAGAACUAUUAUUGAGAAAUGAAUAAUAUUCCAUAUCUCUGAUUCUUAUUUUAACAGUUCAUCAAUCAUAGAUUUUAUGAUUAAAGAAGGAGAUUAUGCGUCUCCUUUUGAACUUCUUGAAACAGAGAGAGAAACUGCAAUAGAAGCUGAAAAUGAGUACUUAUCGUCAAACCCAGGAAUCAAGCCCUCUUUAACUUGGAAUCUUACUGAGCUGAGAAGAUUCAUUAUGAAAGAUACAGAGCCAUUUCAGAUAGACAAAGCUUUAUGGAUCUUAUCCAUAUCUUAUAUUCCUCCACAGGAUGAAACGAUUAAUGUGACUUUUACAAUGAAACCUCCUGAGAUGAACAGUUUGGGGUAUCCAAAGAACACCAUUAUCUCAGUUUGAACCAGCACAUUUCAGGACCCAUCAUAUUCCCCAGUUGUUCUGCAUUCUUUAGUUUCCAAUUUGAAAUCAUCUAAAAUGCUACAGAAACUUCCAUCAGGAAUCCUUGAAGAAGGAGAUAGUCUCAAGAUAGAUGCCUAUUUUAAAGUUAAAUACCUCCACAGUGCAGUGAUGAAUUACAUAAGUCGGGAAUUCUCAAAAUUGUGCAUGAACAAUUCUAUAAAAUUACUCUUGCAGGAUGAACUAAAGUGUUUGCUUUCGAAUUGUACUGAUAAUGAUACCAGACUCUACGCAAUAGCUCAGUGGACUUAUUACAACGGGAAUGAAUCUUCAUAUAAUUUCCUGUGCAACCUUGAUUUAUGAGAAGUCAGUAUCAAAUGUCUCCUCUCAGUCGUCAGAGAUUACCCUAAUAUGAGAGAGGACGAAGCUUUCAGAGAAAGAUUGUAUGAUAUCGGGCAACAAAGCGAAGAGAAGACUUCCUCAUUUAUAAAAAGAUUUUGAAAUGACCUUUCCUUUUAUGACACCGAAGAUGUGAAGGAUAUUGACCCUUAUAUGGUAAAACGUCCUGAAAUAGGAACAACAAGCAGAAGAUAUAUGAACAGUAUAAGAUAUAAGAAGAAAACUAAAGAGAAGGAAGUCUCAGAGAUUAACUGAGAAGGCCAAUCAAUUAAGGCUUCUAUUAAAAAGAAAAUCAACGAAAAGAACAAAGAACUUAGUGAAAUCGAUAAGAACAUCUCCAUAAUAGAAAAGUAUCUCCAAAUUCAGCAAGAUUGCUAAUUCAACCCCAAAAAAUUGCUCACAAAUAUUAAAAAACCUAUUAAUUAUUAAAUUUUGCAAG
Moneuplotes crassus is the source of this 1867-nucleotide messenger RNA. Lineage: Eukaryota; Ciliophora; Spirotrichea; Euplotida; Euplotidae. The record is from the annotation of a GenBank genome assembly.